This is a messenger RNA of Phragmites australis (common reed), 1650 nucleotides long. RefSeq names its product AT-hook motif nuclear-localized protein 23-like. NCBI's taxonomy places the organism in Eukaryota, Viridiplantae, Streptophyta, Magnoliopsida, Poales, Poaceae. The coding region runs from base 419 to 1333 and encodes 304 amino acids. Gene Ontology annotation, molecular function: minor groove of adenine-thymine-rich DNA binding; DNA-binding transcription factor activity. The transcript has a single exon. Gene Ontology annotation, cellular component: nucleus. The record is from RefSeq and is a predicted model, not a curated record.
UACCACUGGUUGGAAGAACCUUUCAAAACCUUCUCUUUCCCUUCUUCAUGUGCCUCACCUUCUCCUCGUAGCUUGCCUUUCUCUCAUCCUCUCCCCUCUCCUCCCCUUCAUCCCCUCCCUGUUCAUGUUGCCUGUUGGUGUUCUCUCCUAGACUCGAUGCAAGCACUCUCUUGUUUGGUUUUUUUAAUUUCUUCUCUGUUUGCUUCUUUCUGCACCAAAAGCUUUUAAAAACAAGUAGAAUCAUAAACAAUCCCCUUCUUUUAAAAUCAUUGCUUCCUUUUCCAACGCUUCCUUUUAACCUAAAAACAAAACACCACUCUGUUGCAAUUUGAUAUUUUUCUCUCUUUUUUCCCCUGCGUUUUUAGUUUUAAAUUUUUUUGCUAGCAAGCUACAUCAGUACAUGAGCUAGCAGAGAAGCAUGGCCGGCCUCGACCUCGGCACCGCCGCGACGCGCUACGUGCACCAGCUCCACCAGCUCCACCCCGACCUCCAGCUGCAGCACAACUACGCCAAACAGCCGGAGCCCUCGGACGACGACCCCAAUGGCGGCGGCGGCGGCAACAGCAACAACGGCAGGCCGUACGGCGAGCACGACGGCGGGUCGUCCUCCUCGGGCCAGCCUGGUGAUGGCCCGGGUGGUGGUGGGAACGGGGUGUCCCGCCGGCCCCGCGGGCGCCCACCGGGUUCGAAGAACAAGCCGAAGCCGCCGGUGAUCAUCACGCGGGAGAGCGCGAACACGCUGCGCGCCCACAUCCUGGAGGUGGGGAGCGGCUGCGAUGUGUUCGAGUGCGUUUCCACGUACGCGCGCCGGCGGCAGCGCGGCGUCUGCGUGCUGAGCGGCAGCGGUGUGGUCACCAACGUGACGCUGCGGCAGCCGUCGGCGCCCGCGGGCGCCGUCGUGACGCUGCACGGGAGGUUCGAGAUCCUGUCUCUCUCGGGGUCCUUCCUCCCGCCUCCGGCUCCCCCCGGCGCCACCAGCCUCACCAUCUUUCUCGCGGGGGGGCAGGGGCAGGUGGUCGGCGGGAACGUCGUGGGCGCGCUCUACGCCGCGGGCCCCGUCAUCGUCAUCGCCGCGUCCUUCGCCAACGUCGCCUACGAGCGCCUCCCCCUAGAGGAGGAGGAGGCCCCACCAGCGCCACCCGGACUGCAGAUGCAGCCGCCCGGUGGUGCCGAUGCCGCAGGAGGAAUGGGCGGUGGCCCGUUCCCUCCCGACCCGUCGGCUGCUGGGCUGCCGUUCUUCAACCUGCCGUACAACAACAUGGCCGGUGCCAGCUCGCAGCUCCCGCCCGGCGCCGACGGACACGGCUGGGCCGGCGCACGGCCACCGUUCUGACAAGUCCAUGGGGUGUAAUUCAGAGGUGAAGAGAUCAGGAGAUGACAAGAAGAAAGCAAUGAACGGAACAAGGGACAGCUUGCAAAAGGUUAGCGCACGCACGCUUGCACGAUUCAAGGAUAUUAUCUAUCUAUUUCUAUCUCUCUGUACAAUUUCGUAGUGUUUGCUCGAUCGGUCUCUGAUUAUGUGUUUUCCUUGUUCGUCCUUCUUUUCCUUUUUCUUAUCUUGUCUCUUGAAACUUAAUUUGUGGUGUAAACUUGUCUUAAUUUUUAAUCUGGCUUUUAAUAAGUAGUCUUUAAUUAUUUUGUUCUCCAGCA